GGCAUUUUCGUAAUUAUUUUGAAAGGCCAGUUUCCUUGGAUUUUGAAGGAUAAUGAUUGUGGAUUUGGCCUGAGGCUAUUCUUCAACGAGGAUUAAGUCCAUCCAGGGCAGAUUUCUUCCGGUUCCAUUUUUGGCAGACUCUAAAGGGGUAACAUCACAGAUUUCGGGCGAUUUUUCCGAAAUGCCAUUUUCUUUCGAUUUUGGAGGCUACAGAUCACGGAUUCGGCUCGAGGCUAUUCUCCACCGAUAAUAAAGUCUAUUGAUCCUAUUCUGCGCCGGUGAUUAAGUCAAUUAAGGACCGAAUUGGGCCAAUAUAUUUUUGGAUGGCAUUUUCGUAAUUAUUUGAGCAAAUAUUUUUUUGAAAGACCAUAUUCCUUUGAUUUUGAAGGAUAAAGUUGGUGGAUUCGGCCUGAGGCUAUUCUUCAACGACGAUUAAGUACAUCCAGGGCCAAUUUGGGCGGAUUUCUUCCGGGUCCAUUUUUGGCAGACUCCAAAGUGGUAACAUCACAGAUUCCGGAUGAUUUUUCCGAAAUGUCAUUUUCUUUCGAUUUUGGAGGCUACAGAUCAUAGAUUCGGCUCGAGUCUAUUCUCCACCGAUAAUAAAGUCUAUUGAUCCUAUUCUGCGCCGAUGAUUAAGUUAAUUAAGCACCGAAUAUGGCCAAUAUAUUUUGGGAUGACAAUUUCGUAAUUAUUUGAGGAAUUUUUUUUUGAAAUGCCAUUUUGCUUGGAUUUUGAAGGAUAAAGAUGGUGGAUUCGGCCAGAGCCUAUUCUUCAACGACGAUUAAGUCCAUCCAGGGCCAAUUUGGGCGGAUUUUUUCCGGGUCCAUUUUUGACAGUCUCCAAAGGGGUACCAUCACUGAUUUCGGGCGAUUUUCCGAAAUCCUAUUUUCUUUCGAUUUUGGUGGCUAUAGAUCACGGAUUUGGCUCGAGGCUAUUCUCCACCGAUAAUAAAGUCUAUUGAUCCUAUUCUGCGCCGGUGAUUAAGUCAAUUUAGCACCGAAUUGGGCCAAUAUAUUUUGGAAGGCAUUUUCGUAAUUAUUUGAGCAAUUUUUUUUGAAAGGCCAUUUUCCUUUGAUUUAGAAGGAUAAAGAUGGUGGAUUCGGCUUGAGGCUAUUCUUCAAUGACGAUUAAAUACAUCCAGGGCCAAUUUGGGCGGAUUUCUUCCGGGUCCAUUUUUUGCAGACUCCAAAGGGGUACCAUCAGAGAUUUCGGGUGAUUUAUCCGAAAUGCCAUUUUCUUUCGAUUUUGUUGGCUACAGAUCACAGAUUCGGCUCGAGGCAAUUCUCCACCGAUAAUAAAGUCUAUUGAUCCUAUUCUGCGCCGAUGAUUAAGUUAAUUAAGCACCGAAUAUGGCCAAUAUAUUUUGUGAUGGCAUUUUCGUAAUUAUUUGAGAAAUUUUUUUUUGAAACGCCGUUUUGCUUGGAUUUUGAAGGAUAAAGAUGGUGGAUUCGGCCAAAGGCUAUUCUUCAACGACGAUAAAGUCCAUACAGGGCCAAUUUGGGCGGAUUUCUUCCGUGUCCAUUUUUUGCAGAAUCCAAAGGGGUACCAUCACAGAUUUCGGGCGAUUUUUCUGAAAUGCCAUUUUCUUUCGAUUUUGGAGGCUAGAGAUCACGGAUUCGGCUCGAGGCUAUUCUCCACCGAUAAUAAAGUCUAUUGAUCCUAUUCUGCGCCGAUGAUUAAGUCAAUUAAGCACCGAAUUGGGCCAAUAUAUUUUGGGAUGGCAUUUUCGUAAUUAUUUGAGCAUUUUUUUUUGAAAUGCCAUUUUCCUUGGAUUUUGAAGGAUAAAGACGGUGGAUUCGACCUGAGGCUAUUCUUCAACGACGAUUAAGUCCAUCAAGGGCCAAUUUGGGCGGAUUUCUUCCGGGUCCAUUUUUGGCAGACUCCAAAGGGGUACCAUCACCAAUUUCGGACGAUUUUUCCGAAAUGCCAUAUUCUUUCUAUUUUGGAGGCUACAGAUCACUGAUUCGGCUCGAGGCUAUUCUCCACCGAUAAUAAAGUCUAUUGAUCCGAUUCUGCGCCGGUGAUUAAGUCAAUUUAGCACUGAAUUGGGCCAAUAUAUUUUGGAAGGCAUUUUCGUAAUUAUUUGAGUAAUUUUUUUUGAAAGGCCAUUUUCCUUUGAUUUCGAAGGAUAAAGAUGGUGGAUUCGGCCUGAGGCUAUUCUUCAACGACGAUUAAGUACAUCCAGGGCCAAUUCGGGGGGAUUUCUUCCGGGUCCAGUUUUGGCAGGCUCCAAAGGGGUACCAUCACAGAUUUCGGGUGAUUUUUCCGAAAUGCCAGUUUCUUUCGAUUUUGGUGGCUACAGAUCACAGAUUCGGCUCGAGGCAAUUCUCCACCGAUAAUAAAGUCUAUUGAUCCUAUUCUGCGCCGACGAUUAAGUUAAUUAAGCACCGAAUAUGGCCAAUAUAUUUUGGGAUGGCAAUUUCGUAAUUAUUUGAGGAAUUUUUUUUUGAAACGCCACUUUGCUUGGAUUUUGAAGGAUAAAGAUGGUGGACUCGGCCAAAGGCUAUUCUUCAACGACAAUUAAGUCCAUCCAGGGCCAAUUUGGGCAGAUUUCUUCCGGGUCCAUUUUUGGCAGACUCCAAAGGGGUACCAUCACUGAUUUCGGGCGAUUUUUCCGAAAUGCUAUUUUCUUUCGAUUUUGGAGGCUACAGAUCACGGAUUUGGCUCGAGGCUAUUCUCCACCGAUAAUAAAGUCUAUUGAUCCUAUUCUGCGCCGAUGAUUAAGUCAUUUAAGGACCGAAUUGGGCCAAUAUAUUUUUGGAUGGCAUUUUCGUAAUUAUUUUGAAAGGCCAUUUUCCUUGGAUUUUGAAGGAUAAUGAUUGUGGAUUUGGCCUGAGGCUAUUCUUCAACGAGGAUUAAGUCCAUCCAGGGCAGAUUUCUUCCGGUUCCAUUUUUGGCAGACUCUAAAGGGGUACCAUCACAGAUUUCGGGCGAUUUUUCCGAAAUGCCAUUUUCUAUCGAUUUUGGAGGCUACAGAUCACGGAUUCGGCUCGAGGCUAUUCUCCACCGAUAAUAAAGUCUAUUGAUCCUAUUCUGCGCCGGUGAUUAAGUCAAUUAAGGACCGAAUUGGGCCAAUAUAUUUUUGGAUGGCAUUUUCGUAAUUAUUUGAGCAAAUAUUUUUUUGAAAGACCAUAUUCCUUUGAUUUUGAAGGAUAAAGUUGGUGGAUUCGGCGUGAGGCUAUUCUUCAACGACGAUUAAGUACAUCCAGGGCCAAUUUGGGCGGAUUUCUUCCGGGUCCAUUUUUGGCAGACUCCAAAGUGCUAACAUCACAGAUUCCGGAUGAUUUUUCCGAAAUGUCAUUUUCUUUCGAUUUUGGAGGCUACAGAUCAUAGAUUCGGCUCGAGGCUAUUCUCCACCAAUAAUAAAGUCUAUUGAUCCUAUUCUGCGCCGAUGAUUAAGUUAAUUAAGCACCGAAUAUGGCCAAUAUAUUUUGGGAUGACAAUUUCGUAAUUAUUUGAGGAAUUUUUUUUUGAAACGCCAUUUUGCUUGGAUUUUGAAGGAUAAAGAUGGUGGAUUCGGCCAGCGCCUAUUCCUCAACGACGAUUAAGUCCAUCCAGGGCCAAUUUGGGCGGAUUUUUUCCGGGUCCAUUUUUGGCAGUCUCCAAAGGGGUACCAUCACUGAUUUCGGGCGAUUUUCCGAAAUGCUAUUUUCUUUCGAUUUUGGUGGCUAUAGAUCACGGAUUUGGCUCGAGGCUAUUCUCCACCGAUAAUAAAGUCUAUUUAUCCUAUUCUGCGCCGGUGAUUAAGUCAAUUUAGCACCGAAUUGGGCCAAUAUAUUUUGGAAGGCAUUUUCGUAAUUAUUUGAGCAAUUUUUUUUGAAAGGCCAUUUUCCUUUGAUUUAGAAGGAUAAAGAUGGUGGAUUCGGCCUGAGGCUAUUCUUCAAUGACGAUUAAGUACAUCCAGGGCCAAUUUGGGCGGAUUUCUUCCGGGUCCAUUUUUGGCAGACUCCAAAGGGGUACCAUCACAGAUUUCGGGUCAUUUUUCCGAAAUGCCAUUUUGUUUCGAUUUUGGUGGCUACAGAUCACAGAUUCGGCUUGAGGCAAUUCUCCACCGAUAAUAAAGUCUAUUGAUCCUAUUCUGCGCCGAUGAUUAAGUUAAUUAAGCACCAAAUAUGGCCAAUAUAUUUUGGGAUGGCAUUUUCGUAAUUAUUUGAGGAAUUUAUUUUUGAAACGCCAUUUUGCUUGGAUUUUGAAGGAUAAAGAUGGUGGAUUCGGCAGAGGCUAUUCUUCAACGACGAUUAAGUCCAUCCAGGGCCAAUUUGGGCGGAUUUCUUUCGUGUCCAUUUUUUGCAGACUCCAAAGGGGGUACCAUCACAGAUUUCGGGCGAUUUUUCUGAAAUGCCAUUUUCUUUCAAUUUUGGAGGCUACAGAUCACGGAUUCGGCUCGAGGCUAUUCUCCACCGAUAAUAAAGUCUAUUGAUCCUAUUCUGCGCCGAUGAUUAAGUCAAUUAAGCACCGAAUUGGGCCAAUAUAUUUUGGGAUGGUGACUCACUCCUACUGUCACUCUAGGAAUUGGCUAAGUGUAACCACUUCCUAAAGUGUAGUAUAGCGGGUUUUGGUUUUAAUGUCAACCCGGGUCCUAGAUUUGAUGACUACUCGGUGAAUACUUGUUAUCUAGCAAUGAAACUGUAUUGGAGGUCUAAAUUAACAAACAAGCAAAGCAACUAAACGGUUGUUUUCAGGUUACGAGAGGUCACCCGGAUAUGGUUUCCCCUAGACCGCAGUUAAGCCGGAUUGCAAUUACCAAGUUCAAUUUCUAUGAUAGUUAUACUGCGGAAGGUUCUUAAGCAGUCUGAAGUCUCGACUAAAGGUGUCCAGACCCUCUCAAUCUGAGUCUCUAGCGGGCGACUAACCUCCACCGGAGUAAACAGAUUGAGGCCCUAACGAACAAAACCUCCACUACCGAAGUAAAUUCGGUUCAAAAUAGUGAGUUGGCUCCUCGACUAAAGUCACCAAUUCCCUACCUUCAAUCAAGGAUGCUCUAUCAACCUAGGCAGAUAUUCUCAUUCUAGGUUAAAGCAGGAACAAGAGGAAUUUGAUCAGGAUUCAGGCCAUUCAAUCAUUCAAACCUCAAUUGAAUAUAAUCAAAUCAUAGAAUCAGUACUUGGGUUCAUACAAUCAAACCUAACAUACAAAUCUAGGGUUUCCCGUACCCAGAUGAAUGGGAGAACUACUCCAUGGAGAAAGAAGCAAAAGCAGAUUCAGACGCGGAAAUCAUACUGUGAAGGAUAGAUUUCUGCUCCUGGACGUUGAUCGGCACUCCUCCAAGCUCAAGCCAAGCUCCAAUGGUGAUGAAGAUCAAGCUAGGGCACUUGGGAACUCUUGUUCAUCGAUUUCUCUCUCUAGGAAUCGCUCUGUCUCUCUAAAACUCGAAUCCCCUCCUCUUUUGGCCGAAAUCUGCCUAAAAGGGCAUCACUGGGCAAAACACGGUCGAGGGCACGACCGUGUUCUGCUCCAGCCCGCCCGUGCCCUUGCCACGUGGUAAAUACACGGCCAGCCUUUGGGGAAAACACGGCCGUGUUUGAUGAUGGACACGGCCGUGUUCUGGAUCAGUCCCGCCCGUGUUUUGAGCUAGUGUUUGUCAGUCUUGGAUCAAGCCUCGGCAGUAAAAACACGGUCCAGGAAUACGGCCGUGUUUUGUUUUAGGCGUGCCCGUGUUUUGGCUCCGGCUCGACCGAAUGACUUCCGAAUGCCUCGAAACUCGUGCUUAGCCUUUCCUUCGACGUCUGGGACCUGACAUAUGACAAAGUAGCACAACCCGGCGUAAAAUAGGCAAAAAAUACACGACUAUGCCCCUCAAACGGAUAAGAACUAAGGGUACAAAUAUGUGCAAUUACAUCGUUAUCAGAUGGCAUUUUCGUAAUUAUUUGAGCAAAUUUUUUUUUUGAAAUGCCGUUUUCCUUGGAUUUUGAAGGAUAAAGAUGGUGGAUUCGGCCUGAGGCUAUUCUUCAACGACGAUUAAGUCCAUCCAGGGCCAACUUUGGCGGAUUUCUUUCGGGUCCAUUUUUGGAAGACUCCAAAGGGGUACCAUCACCGAUUUCGGACGAUUUUUCCGAAAUGCCAUUUUCUUUCUAUUUUGGAGGUUACAGAUCACUGAUUCGGCUCGAGACUCUUCUCCACUGAUAACAAAGUCUAUUGAUCCUAUUCUGCGCCGAUGAUUAAGUUAAUUAAGCAUCGAAUAUGGCCAAUAUAUUUUUGGAUGGCAUUUUCGUAAUUAUUUGAGCAAUUUUUUUUGAAAGGCCGUUUUCCUUGGAUUUUGAAAAAUAAAGAUGGUGGAUUCGGUCUGAGGCUAUUCUUCAACGACGAUUAAGUCCAUCCAGGGACAAUUUGGGCGGAUUUCUUCCGGGUCCAUUUUUGGCAGACUCCAAAGGGGUACCAUCACAAAUUUAGGGCGAUUUUUCCGAAAUGCCAUUUUCUUUCGAUUUUGGAGGCUACAUAUCACGAAUUCACCUCGAGGCUAUUCUCCACUGAUAAUAAAGUCUAUUGAUCCUAUUCUGCGCCGAUGAUAAAGUCAAUUAAGCACCGGAUUGGGCCAAUAUAUUUUGGGAUGGCAUUUUCGUAAAUAUUUGAGCAAUUGAAAGGCCAUUUUCCUUGGAUUUUGAAGGAUAAAGAUGGUGGAUUCGGCUUGAGGUUAUUCUUCAACGACGAUUAAGUCUAUCCAGGCCAAUUUGGGCGGAUUUGUUGCGGGUCCAUUUUUGGCAAACUCCAAAGGGGUACCAUCACAUAUUUCGGGCGAUUUUUCCGAAAUGCAAUUUUCUUUCGAUUUUGGAGGCUACAGAUCACGGAUUCGGCUCGAGGCUAUUCUCCACCGAUAAUAAAAUCUAUUGAUCCUAUUCUGCGCCGAUGAUUAAGUCAAUUAAGCACCGAAUUGGGCCAAUAUAUUUUGGGAUGGCAUUUUCGUAAUUAUUUGAGCAUUUUUUUUGAAAGGUCAUUUUUCUUGGAUUUUGAAGGAUAAAGAUGGUGGAUUCAA
This is a messenger RNA of Linum trigynum, 6970 nucleotides long. NCBI's taxonomy places the organism in Eukaryota, Viridiplantae, Streptophyta, Magnoliopsida, Malpighiales, Linaceae. The record is from the annotation of a GenBank genome assembly.